CACCUUGUUUAUCUCUUUGUGAAUUGAAAUCUUCCUUGAAUAUUAAUGUAAAUUAUCUAGAUGGCAACGUCCAAUUUUCCUCACAAUAAAAAGAGGACGUUAUAUGUAGGAGGUUUUGGUGAAGAAGUGAAUGAAAAGGUGCUUAUGGCGGCUUUCAUCACAUUCGGCGAUAUCGUUGCUAUAUCUAUUCCAAUGGACUACGAAUCAGGGAAGCACCGAGGGUUUGGCUUUGUCGAAUUUGAACUCCCUGAAGACGCGGCUGCAGCUAUCGACAACAUGAAUGAAAGCGAGCUUUUUGGUAGGACGAUCAGAUGCAACUUUGCCAGGCCGCCAAAGGCAACUGAGCGAUCAUCUCGUCCGGUUUGGGCAGAUGAUGAAUGGCUCAAGCGGUAUGGAAAAGGAAGUGGUAUAGCAGAUGCGAAAGACAGCGAUGAUGCGGCAUCAACAGCUAAAGGACUGCCUAGAGUAUAUCUGGGUGUAAAAAUUGGAAUAAGAUACAUUGGACGAAUAGUAAUUGAGUUACGUAGUGACGUUGUGCCACGAACAGCAGAGAAUUUCCGUUGCUUGUGUACCGGUGAAAAAGGAUUCGGAUAUGAAGGUUCAUCGUUUCACCGAAUCAUCCCGAAAUUCAUGCUGCAGGGCGGUGACUUUACAAAAGGCGACGGAACUGGCGGAAAAUCAAUUUAUGGACCAAAGUUCGAGGAUGAAAACUUCAAGUUGAAACACGUCAUGCCUGGUACGGUAUCCAUGGCAAACUGCGGUCCAAACACGAACGGCUCGCAGUUUUUCAUUUGCACGGAGAAAACGGAUUGGUUGGAUGGGAAACAUGUAGUAUUUGGUCAUGUAGUUGAAGGCAUGAACGUGGUUCGACAAGUAGAGCAGCAGGGUACGCCAUCAGGAAAACCACAAAUGGUAGUGAAAAUAGUAGAAUGUGGUGAGUUGGAACCAGCGCCAGUUGCCGCUGUUGAUAAUGACAAUGAUAAUGACAUUGGAAGUGUGGACCCAAGCCACAUGGAAGUUGAAAACCCGCCGGAGAAAGAAGCUUCUGCAUAGUUCGAAUUUGUACAGAACCGGUCAGGGAUGUUUCGGAUCUUGCACGUGUAUUAUGUACUUUUUUGCUUGUUUGAUUUUGUUAUCGAUAACGUUGUUACUUCAUGUAUAUGUAAUAAACAGAUCUCAGUCAAA
This is a messenger RNA of Cylicocyclus nassatus, 1185 nucleotides long. Lineage: Eukaryota; Metazoa; Nematoda; Chromadorea; Rhabditida; Strongylidae. The record is from the annotation of a GenBank genome assembly.